Molecule: messenger RNA, 1077 nt
Organism: Coccomyxa subellipsoidea C-169
Lineage: Eukaryota; Viridiplantae; Chlorophyta; Trebouxiophyceae; Coccomyxaceae
Exons: 7
Coding region: 1-1077 (358 amino acids)
Biological process (GO): D-alanine biosynthetic process
Cellular component (GO): cytosol
Molecular function (GO): alanine racemase activity; pyridoxal phosphate binding
Source: RefSeq, a predicted model, not a curated record
AUGUCCCCCACAGAGGCAGAGCGUUUCACACAGGAUCUGAGCUCCACAGGAGAUGCAAAGUACGCGACGAGCAACAGCUGGUUGGAGGUUAAUUACACCCAGCUAGUGCUCAAUGCCAAGGAUGUCCUCACCCAGGUCAAGCCUGGAGCCAUACCUCUGGCCAUGGUCAAGGGCAAUGGAUAUGGGCUAGGGGUGGUGAUAUCGACCAAGGCAUUCCUGGAGGGUGGCUGGGAGGAGAUUGGGGUUGGGGAUUUGAAGGAAGCAAUGGCGCUGAGGCAAGCAGGCAUCACUGCUCCCAUCCAAGUGUAUGUGGAGGACAUGAGGUUUGUCGACGCCCUGUGCAAGGCAGCGGAUGCGGCAGACAGGAACAAGCCUCUGCCAGUCCACAUUGCUGUAUCCACUGGAGCGGUCAGGGAGGGAGUGAGGACAAUGGAGGAGGCAAUCAGGCUGGCCCAGUCAGUGAAGGACUGUUCAGUGCUGCAGCUGCGAGGCAUCAUGACUCACCACGGCCGACUAGAAAAAUUCCUGCCCAUCGUGGAGGCUGUGCGCAGCAAUGUGUCCCAGGACAUAAUAGCGCAUAUGGCAAGCAGUACAGCCGGCUUUCGCAAGGGACAGGAGUACCAUUUGGACCAGGUCCGGAUUGGCAGCGCCCUGUACGGCAGCGGGCCAUCUGACAGUGCCUUCCGCUGGCUCACGCGCAUCACUGGCAUCAAAGAGGUCUAUGCAGGGGAUGAGCUGGGAUACUCAGAGACACCAGAGACAAAGAACAUGACGAUAGCUGUAAUGGACGUGGGGGGUAUUGACGGGGGAGAUGAAGUAAAGCAGGCAGUGGUCAGGGGAAUUGUGGUGCCAACAGUAGGAUACGGGGGAAUGAACAUGCACAUGUUCGACGUCAGCCAAGUCCCCAAUGUGCAGGUGGAUGACUUGGUGUUACUCAGCGGCUGCUGCGCGGAUGAUGGCACAUUCAUGGACAACACAUGGUCGCCGAAUAUCCGGCAGACAGUUGAGAGGAUAGAAGUGAGGGGGAGCGGUGGCGCAUAUCUGGCAGAGAAUGCUGCCAGGUUGACUGGCGCAUGA